Molecule: messenger RNA, 3091 nt
Organism: Gymnodraco acuticeps
Lineage: Eukaryota; Metazoa; Chordata; Actinopteri; Perciformes; Bathydraconidae
Gene: tmem98
Product: transmembrane protein 98
Exons: 7
Coding region: 233-943 (236 amino acids)
Cellular component (GO): endoplasmic reticulum
Source: RefSeq, a predicted model, not a curated record
CAGUCAGCCGUGCGCGUCCACGCCCCAGAUUGGGAGAUGUCGGUGCCGUCUCCGCGCGCCCAGUGGCGCAGAGGAAAGUAUUUUGUCUCCUAAAAGGAAUUCAACUAAAAGAUCAAAAUGUUUAGAUGAGCGGCCAUCCAUAAUCAAGCUCGGACAAUCAGCCGACCCUGAUUGGACUCUCUUCCUCUCAAACAAGUUGCUGCCUGCAGCUGCUGUGGGAGCUGGAGUCGCCAUGGAGACAGUGGUGAUCGUGGCAAUUGGGGUGUUGGCCACCAUUUUCCUGGCCUCCUUCGUCGCUCUUGUGGUGGUGUGCAGACAUCGCUACUGCCACCCUCACCACCUGCUGUACCCCUUCGACACCAACCGUGCCUCCUCUGGUUUCCCUGUUCUGUUUUACAGACCCACAGUGGAUCUGAUUGGAGCCAUGGAGACCCAGAGCGAGCAGUCGGAGCUGGAGCUGGACGAUGUGGUCAUCACCAACCCGCACAUCGAGGCCAUCCUGGAGAACGAGGACUGGAUAGAGGAUGCCUCUGGAUUGGUCUCUCAUUGUAUCUCAAUCCUAAAGAUUUGCCACACUUUGACUGAAAAGCUGGUUGCCAUGACAAUGGGUUCAGGGGCAAAGGUCAAGGCACCGGCAAGCUUGAGUGACAUCAUCAGUGUGGCCAAACGCAUCAGCCCGAGGGUGGACGACGUGGUCAGGUCCAUGUACCCACCUCUGGAUCCAAUCCUCCUGGACGCCAGGGCUACAGCUCUCCUUCUUUCAGUCAGCCACCUGGUGCUGGUCACCCGCAACGCCUGUCACAUGUCCGGCAGUAUGGACUGGAUCGACCAGUCACUCAACGCAGCAGAAGAUCACAUGGUGGUUUUGCGUGAGGCGGCACUGGCCUCUGAACCGGAUCGAUUCAUACUCGGACAUGAUGCACAAAGAGAACAGGCCAUUUAGACAUCUAAACAAGGGCAUGAAAAUAUGUCAAUUUGCGGCCGUACUCACUUGAUAUUGAACAGGCACAUAUUCCACCUGGUAGUGUUGAAAUGGCACGAUUCACAAACUCACCAUCAAACCCAAAUGAUUAAGGUUGCGCUGAUUGAUGCAGGGACUCCUCAUUUUUACAUUUCAACUUUAGAAAAAGCACCUUGGAAAUUGUUUCUUUAUCACAUCUUCACCAAAAACAGCAUAACAUUGUUGCCUUCACUCCAGCUACAUAAUGGCUGUAAAGACAUUAGGAUUCAGGUAGUUUUCAGUAUGUAACCCUUUUCUAGAGUUGGUCUGUUUUAGAUGCCUGCAAGUAAAAGGCCUUUGGAAAUGUCUUUCUCAAGUGCGCCAUCACCCAGCGGUGGGCCUAAAUCUAAUCUGGCACUGCACAGUCACAUGAAGGCUUAGUCAGCUAAUCCAUUCUGAGGAAAAUAACAUCCAGUUAGCCAGUGAACCCAAAGGGGCUCCUACUCAGUGGACCAAUGGAAGAACAACCUUACCUAUUUACAAUGUGUUGCGCACACAUGACUUGUGGUUACUCUAAAACGUCCCUCAGAUUGUCUUACCUAACUCAGAAAUCACCAGUUUAUGAGUUGUAAUCACACAACAGCAUCAGUUUUAGCCACAUCAGCAACACAGUAGGGGGGGUUUUUUCCACUCGAGAAAAGCCCAUUUGUCCCAUUGCUGCAUUGUAUUAGGAUUAAUUGAGGCUGAGAUGGAUGAAUAACCACCACUUUGGUGCACAUUGAAAUAUCUCAACAUCUACUCCCUGGAUUAGGAUACAAAUGUGGACAGAAUAGCAUGGUUCCCAGAGGAUGAAUCUUAAUUACUUUGUUGAUCCCAUGACCUUUUCUUUAGCGGCACAAGCAGGUCAACAUUUGUGGUUUUUGAGUAUCCAAACAACUUGGAUAGCUACAACAUUUGGAACAGACAUCCAUGUACCACAAACAAUUAACCAGAUACGUUUUAGUAGGCAAGCUGAUUUUAAAUACUUCCAGUAUUUGUUAUCAAAUACCUGAAAAGUAUUGAGAUUGCUAUCAGCCUGUACUUUGUCAUUAGCACGUGUAAGCAGCUAACACACAACUAUGGUAAACAUUACCGAUUUACAUCAGUUUGAUUUUGAGUAUGUUAGCAUGCUGAUGUUAGCAUUUAGCUUAGCCUCACAGAGCAGCUAAGAUGUAAAUGCUUGCAGACAACAGUGAGCCAAGAAACAUUUGUUUUUUUAAUUUUGACAACAAAAAGGUGGGGGGGGGGGGUUUUAUAAGAAUUCAAGCUAAACAUUCUAUUUAGAUUCAUACAGGAAAUGGGAUAUUACACCAAAGUACAUCAAAACAUUUUUAAUCACCAUCAGCUCAGUGUUACCAUUAUCAGAAAUAUUGCACUUUCACACACAAUAGAGAUGCCGUAUGUCUUUAUAGGUUUUUGUGUUAGGAGGGGUGUUGUGAACAGCGUGGUGAUUGAGGUGGAGCAGAAUUAGCGUGUUGUUUGGGGCCAGAGGGAUGUUAUUGGAGCAUGUCUACCUGCUCCCCCAUGCAUAGCUAAUACUGAAUCCCCAAGGAGUCCUAAUAAGGCAUUACCCACAGCAACAAUGAACACAUGGGCUUAAGCUAAAAUACAUAUGGCACAAACCUUUGUACACACAAGGCAGGCAGACAAAUGAACACAUCAGUAGCUCUUACAACUGUAUAAUGCACAUCAUAGGAGUCAAAUACACUGUUUUUAAGAUUGUAGUGACAAUCAGGAAGAGAAGCAGCAGCUGAAAAUCUUUCAACUGAAAUUAAGCAAAACUUUAGUUCCGAGAAUGCAGAGAUAUUUUGAUGGAAAGAUCUCAAUCGAGGAGGAAACCUUUUUAAAAGUAGUUAGCCUUUUAUUCUUUGUAUGUAUUCCUUUGUUUUCUUAUCCUUAUUCCACAGUUUGUUACUGAUGUCCUUCGCUCACACCCUCAUACAUUUUCUUUAUAUCUUUCAAUGAUUUGUACAGAUAAAGUUGACUUUAAUAGGAAAAGGUGUGUUGUUUUUUGCUCUGAACAAUAGCUACAGAGAAAUUCAUGUCUGAUAAAAAGUCUAAACACUCAUACUAGUUUGACAUAAAUAAAAGUUAAUUUCUUUCCUCUUUUUA